AUCACAGGCUACCUGGUUGAUCCUGCCAGUAGCAUAUGCUUGUCUCAAAGAUUAAGCCAUGCAAGUCCAAGUACACACGGCCGGUACAGUGAAACUGCGAAUGGCUCAUUAAAUCAGUUAUGGUUCCUUUGAUCGCUCUAACGUUACUUGGAUAACUGUGGCAAUUCUAGAGCUAAUACAUGCCAACGAACGCUGACCUUCGGGGAUGCGUGCAUUUAUCAGACCCAAAACCCAGGCGGGGUGCUCUCCGGGGCGCCCCGGCCGCUUUGGUGACUCUAGAUAACCUCGAGCCGAUCGCUGGCCCUCGUGGCGGCGACGUCUCAUUCUAAUGUCUGCCCUAUCAACUUUCGAUGGUACUUUCUGUGCCUACCAUGGUGACCACGGGUAACGGGGAAUCAGGGUUCGAUUCCGGAGAGGGAGACUGAGAAACCAUGAUAUAGGGUUGACCCUACUUCAUCACAGGCUACCUGUAUGAUCCUGCCUAACAACCAUAUAUGCUUGUCUGCAAAGAGUGAACUGUCUGGUCCUGCCCUGGUGUUCCUCUACGGCUAGUGUCCAGCCGUCAGCUGUGCUAUCAGCAAAUUUGACCCGCCAUCGGAGGGCCUCCUGCCACCUCAACAUGCCGGUGCUUGGCGGUCGGAAUAAUAAUAUUUUACAGGGCUCAGGGGUCUGCACUUUGAAGCUCCUGGAGCGGACAAAUAUAUGUGUAUUUGCCUGAAUGAUGGAAAUAAACACAAAAUGCUAUUUUACAGGACAUGACUGAUAUAGGUGUAUUUUCACAGCUUUUUGAAAAUACACCAAAUGUGAUUUUGCAGGGCAACACGAAGCUCAUUUUACCCAUGUGAUGUUGUGCAGUACAUUACGGAGCUCUCGUUUAACCACAUGGCGUACCAGGGGCACUAAGGGGCACUAAGGUCUUACUUGGAUGUCCUUAUGUGUUUAGUCAGAGUGAGAGUGCUUGAGUUUGGGUACACAUCUUUGCCAGACGCACCCACCCGUGGAAAGACAAAAUAUGACAAAACAGUUAAAGUGUGAACCUCCAGCACGGGGGGGGGGGGUGGUGCAUAAAAUCCUCCACAGGAGGGUGGGUGGUGCUGUGAAGAAGGCCGAAUAUUGAUGCUGGUGUGCGGACAGUACAGCACCACAAAAUCCACCACCUUUAAGUAUAACCAGGGGCACGAGGUUAUGGAGGGUGUGAACAUCUGUGUUUAGUCCGUGGUGGAGUGCUUAAGUCCGGGGGCCCGGGGUCUCACGGUGCGAGGUUAUGGAGGUUAUUCGAAAUUCUCGAAAAAACGGCUAAGUGCCAACGGAGGAGGGGCUCACAAAAGCUCAAGUCUUCGGCGCUUCCGGCGGAAGCCCCGGAGCCAUUUGCACUCCCCCGUUUCAUUUUACAACGGAGAGGGGAAUCGAGACCUCCCUUCCUCCGUCCAAAAAAUUCAUUCAUCUUUUCCAAGCUACCAUCUGCACGAAAUCGGAAACCCGGUUUUUGAGAGCACUUAGAAAAAAACGGGCUAUUUCACAUGAUGGGGAAAUCAUGGAGGAAUGCAUCCGCUGCAUGAGCACUUUGGAUCGGAUACAAUUGUUGCCUGGACAGAGACCAUGUUGAGCUGUCCCGGGAGGAAAUAUAUGUGGUUGUAAAUAAACUAAAAAUGACAGUGGCAACGAAGGAGCUUCAUGAAGUCAGAUUGACAAACCCCACAGUAGCAAUGAUUACCUCUUGGGAUGUGGACACUGUGGGUGAUGAGGUCCUGUCACAACCUCCACCCUUGUCCCCAGUGAUUGAAUGUGACAACCCGGACUGUAAGGAAUGGAGGAUGGAGGCAAACACAAUGAGGCCUCAGAGGGACAGAUAUGCUGCUGAGGUGAAAUCCCUGCGUUGCAAGCUGCAGCAGAGGAUAAAACAUAAGCGACAGAGGAGGAACCAGAGGGCCGAGGACAUGCUUGGGUUCGAUGAAGAGGAUGGGGAGGAACAAGAGCGGGUGUUUCUAAGGAAACGACCCCGAACAGAGUCAACACCAAAGAGGCUGUCCAAGUCCAAAGGUCCCUCCUGCAGCAAGUCCCCCAUUCCCUCCUGCAGCAAGUCCCCCAUUGCCUCUCACACACCUGUAUCCAGCUCCUCAGAACCUGCAUCCAUAGAUACAGAGGCCUCGUCAUCCUCCCCUCCCAUACAUUCCCCCUGGUUCAGCGGCAGGGGCCGGGGGAAUAUAAUGCGGGACAUAACUUUCCCACGCAUCAUGGAGGAGUAUCUGCAAGGCUACCGGGACCAUUAUGAGGGCAUCGACCCAACAGUGAGGCUCCAAGAAAACGCAGUCUCCAAAAUAAGCAGAGUGAAAUCGUUCCUAAGCUUCAUGGCACACGGUUUCAAUCGCCUGUCUGACUGGCUCUUUCUGAGGGAUCUGAAGAGGAUACGUGGCUGGUCCCGGAGCCUGAUAAAGUCAAGCCUACAGGUCACGACCUCUGAAUUCUAUAUCAAAAAUAUAUCACACUUUCUCAAGUACAUGGCAGACACACCAUGCAAGGGGAGCAGGCUCAACCAAAAUGACAAGAUUGUAAUCAAACGGGAAGUUAUUGCCAUCCUGAAGUCCCUGAGGAAGAAGGUGCUUAUCCACCAGAUGCAGGUGAAGCGGGACAAGAUGGAAGGUCUGCCGAGUCAUAAAGACAUCAUGGCAUGUUUGACUGCGGCCAAAACUCGCAUCCCUCAGCUCCUGGACGUGAUGGCCAGCAAUCCGACUACCGCAAACCGGAUAUUGCUCUAUGGGUACAUGACCCUCCAUUGGAGCUGCAUUUAUGGCCACCGUCCGGGGGUCUACUCCAACAUGACCAAUGCCAAGGUCCGGAAGGCGGAGACAAGUGGCACUGCCUUUGGCUACCUCAUUCACGUAAGCAACCACAAGACGGCCAACGCAUUCGGGGAAGCGCAGCUGUACCUCACCAUAGAAUAAUUUGGAUGGAUGAAGAGGUGGCUGGAAAUCAAGGAGACGCUGACCUGCACCCAGAACCGCUACUUCCUAUACACAGUGGGGAAGAACGCGUCGAGGAACCUUGCCUCCGCCCUGAGGUUGGCAUGGGCUGAUGUGGGACUAAAAGGUCCCAUUAACUUCACCGACCUCCGCACAGUCCACGCAGAUAAUGCGAAGAGGUUUCAGGACAUAGGCAACCGCCAAAGAGUGAGUGAUUUCAUGUGUCACAACACUGCAACUCCAGAAACAUGUUAUGCCAAGAAUCCUUCUUUGAAGGAGGCUGCGGACAUACGGCUGCUCUUCACAGAGUCACUGCAAGCAGCCGCGGCAGCAGCAACAGCAUCAGGGGGGAGUGAAGACAAUUUGGGGGACAUUGACAUCGACAUCGACAGUGACAGUGACAGCGACAGUGACAGCUCUGGAGAGGAGCAUAGCCCCACUCCCUACCAAGACUCCCCCGAUGCCGAGACGUCAGAUGAAGAAUUCUACAAAAACUUCAACGCUUGGAGAGCGGCGAAGAGGGAACAGUCAAUGGCCGAACACAGUCCCUCAGACAUGGGUGAAGAGAGGGUGCGAUACGGACAAUGUUGCCAGUGACCAACUUGUAAAUAUGCAAUGUUUUGUUGGAUCCGGCUAAGGUUAAUGAUGUCUCUGAAUGGCCUGUCCCUGCCAACCGCAAGCAAGUGCAGCGUUUUUUAGGGUUCGCCAACUUCUAUAGGCGAUUCAUAAGAAACUUUAGCACUGUUGCUGCUCCAUUGCAUGCACUAACCUCCCCAAACACAAGGUUUCAGUGGACCUCUCAGUCGGACCAAGCCUUCCAGAGGCUCAAGAAGGCCUUCACCACGGCCCCUAUACUGACCCUCCCGGACCCACGUCUGCAGUUUGUGGUGGAGGUGGACGCUUCAGACGUGGGGGUUGGUGCUCUGCUCUCCCAGCGCUCCAGAGAGGACAACAAGGUUCACCCAUGUGCUUUCCUCUCCCGGAAGCUUUCUCCUGCUGAGAGGAAUUACGAUGUGGGGAAUCGAGAGCUGUUGGCUGUUAAGGUGGCACUGGAAGAGUGGCGUCACUGGUUAGAGGGAGCUGAAGUGCCAUUUAUUGUGUGGACCGAUCACAAGAACCUGGAGUACCUGCGCACAGCGAAGAGACUCAACCCUCGUCAAGCCAGGUGGGCUCUUUUAAUCGGUUCAACUUUUCACUGUCUUAUCGUCCUGGUUCUAAAAACACUAAGCCUGAUGCUCUCUCCCGUCUCUUUGAUACGGGCUCUGACCAUUCUUCCCCCACUACCAUCCUGCCUCCCUCAUGUAUGGUGGGUGCUGUUACCUGGGCUAUUGAGGAGAGGGUCAAAGAAGAAAAAUCUUGGUAACCCAGGGCCGAAUGGUUGCCCUCAGAACAGGUUGUUUGUGCCCUCUCCUCUUUGCUCUCAGGUCAUCCACUGGGCUCAUGCGUCCCCUCUCUCCUGCCAUCCGGGGAUCAGAGUGAAGUGGGGGAGUAUGUUGCUGUCUGCCCGGUGUGUACUCAGAACAAAGUUUCUCGUCGGCCUGGUCUCCUACGUCCCCUUCCUGUACCUACUCGCCCUUGGUCGGACGUCUCUCUGGACUUUGUAACGGGUCUUCCCCUGUCCCAAGGUAACACAACCAUUUUGACCAUUGUCGACAGAUUCUCAAAGUUGGUGCAUUUUGUUCCUCUGCCCAAGUUACCCUCUGCCAAGGAAACGGCGGAGGUUGUCCUGUCCAAUGUUUUCCGGUUACAUGGCUUCCCUAAAGAUGUUGUGUCGGAUCGGGGUCCCCAGUUCGUCUCCAAGUUUUGGAAGGAGUUCUGCGCUCUCCUGGGUGCGCCGUUAGCCUCUCCUCCGGCCAUCACCCUCAGUCCAACGGACAUACCGAGCGGCUCAACCAGGAGUUAGAGACCGGUCUGCGCUGUCUCGUCUCUCAGAACCCCACUACUUGGAGUAAGAAUCUUAUCUGGGUUGAGUAUGCGCACAACACAUUGCCUUGCUCUUCUACUGGUCUUUCCCCAUUUCAGUGUGCUUAUGGCUACCAACCGCCCCUGUUUCCGUCCCUGGAGGGAGAGGUCAGGGUUCCUUCUGCCUUGGCACUGAUUCGGAGGUGCCGUUGCAUCUGGACUGGGGCUAGACAAGUGCUGCUUAGGACGUCUGCUCGGUACAAGAGGGCAGCAGACCGCCGACGGAUCCCUGCUCCCACCUAUCGUGUCGGCCAGAGAGUAUGGCUCUCCACUCAGGAUCUUCCUCUUCAAGUCGAGUCCCGUAAGUUGGCGCCUCGCUUUGUUGGUCCCUUCCCUGUCUCAAAGAUUAUUAAUCCUGUUGCUGUGAGACUCAAGCUUCCCAGGUCCAUGAGGUCACACCCAACGUUCCAUGUGGCUCGGAUCAAGCCGGUCAAAGAGAGCCCUCUGGUUCCUGCCUCCAGACCCCCACCGCCCCCCCGGUUCAUCGAUGGAGGGCCAGUUUAUUCUGUCAAGCGGCUCUUGGCGGCUCGCCGGCGGGGUCGUGGACGCCAGUAUCUGGUGGAUUGGGAGGGCUAUGGUCUUGAGGAGAGGGAAUGGGUAUCUACAAAGAACAUUGUCGACCCAGACCUCAUCCGGGAUUUCCACAGGCAUCAUCCAAACAAGCCUGGAUCGUCCGGUGCCGGUCGUUGAGGGGGGGUACUGUCACAUCCUGGCACUGGCUGAUCGCCUCACUCCCUCACCUGUGUAUUUUCGCUCCCUGUUAAUCACCUGCCUGGUCUCAAUGAGCCUCAGCUGUCCCUAUUGAUCACUCCUCACCUGUGUAUUUAGUCUGUGCUGUUUCCUUGGUCAGUGCCAGUUCGUCUUGUCUGUAUAGCAGAAGGUGCUCCAUGUUUCUCUUCUGACGUAAGCUAUUGUUCAAGCUGCUUAGCAUUUGUACCAACCUAGUUGGUUGUUUUUUUGUUGCUUCUCUAGUAGUUUUCCGCCAACUUAGUUGGUUUUCGUUACUUCAAGUCAGUACAUUUUUUGAUCAUUGCCUGUUUUAUUUUUACCUUUUGGAUUAAACGCUUGACUAAA
Molecule: messenger RNA, 5996 nt
Organism: Gymnodraco acuticeps
Lineage: Eukaryota; Metazoa; Chordata; Actinopteri; Perciformes; Bathydraconidae
Exons: 3
Coding region: 1650-2942 (430 amino acids)
Source: RefSeq, a predicted model, not a curated record